UUGUCCCACCUCUACUGUGGGGGCGAAAAUAAAAAUAAGAAUAAUCAUGUCUACGCUGCAACUGGAAUUUUCGCAGGCAAUGACCGAUUUCAAAAAGAUGUUCCCCGACAUCGAUCGCGAGGUGAUCGAGGCCAUCCUGCGGGCGAAUCUGGGGGCGGUGGACCAGACCAUAGACGCCCUGCUGGCGAUGUCGAUUGACAACCAGAACGAGAAACUGCGCAAUGAACUGGAUGCUAAUGUCUCGCCCCAGCAGAGCCUCAUCAACCUGAACGAUACGUCGGACAAAGACCUGCAGCUGGUGGACACCACGGAUGGCGGGGGAGCAGUUGCUGGAGCAGUUGGAACACCUGGUGCCCUGCUGACCACCUCGCCGAAUCACCAGAACACGGGAGCCUCGCCCAAGCAAAGACCACUGAGCAAGGGGAGCAGCAACAGCCAGAACAACACGCCCACCAAGCGCACCCGCCGCUGGAAUCCGCCCAUUCUGGGACCCCUUCCCGCAGGAUUCCUUCGGAUCACACCCGCACCCGGGCAGCAGGACUUCGAGCUGCCGGACGAACAGUUCGCCCUGAUGCUGCAGAACGAGGAGUUUAUGAAUCAGCUGCGCUGGAACCAGGACUUCAUGAAUGCCCUCGAGAAGGAGCAGAGCGGCAAGAGCAAGGGCGGCGAGGAGGAUGCACCCUUCCAGGAGCGGCUCAAGAACAUGGGCAAGAUGUCGCGCAAGAAGUUCCUGCAGAUGGCCAGGGUUUUCACCUGGCAGCGCAACAAGAAGGUGACCACGGCCAAGCAGAUAGACUCGUUGCCGCUGCGCGAGGAGCCCAGCGAUGAUGAGGAUCACCAUCAUCACCAGCGGGAUCAGCAGCAGCAACAGCAGGCGAACCAGCAGCAGCAGUCCAGCAGUCAGCAACAAGGGCAAUUGCAGCUGCGCAAGUGAAGCGGCAAGAGAACGUUAUGUUAUCUUAUCUCAAUAAUGGCCAUAACGUGACGAUCACGUGCGCUAAGUAAUCUUUCCCCAGAAAAGCGAAAACCCAACCCAAGUAAUCUCCAGGCAAGAACGAAAUCUCCUCUCCCAAUCUCAACACAAAUAUGCGAUGAUGGUAUUACCCUAGUUUUAACCUUAAGUGCAAUUUUCCUACCUACCGUGCAAUAUUCCCCCAUCCCCUUUUUUCCUUGUUUGUUUGUAUACGUUUAGGUUUUGUUUACCCCUUUCGUUGUUGCCAAAUUAGCGUAGUUAAGUUUUAUCCAUUAUUUGUAAUCGAAUCUAAAAAGGCGGCCUCCUUUGAGCCGCAGUUUGCUAGAGACAACCACACGUUCGACUGAUUAUAGAAAGCGUUAAUUCACCAAGCAUCACACACACCAGAAAUCGUAGAGCACUUUGCUUAGCCCAAAAAACCUAGUCAUAAAGCGGUACCCGGCCAAUUGCCACUUAUUGUACAGUAAUCGAAACUACCCCGUAAUCCCAGUCUUAAAUUCAACUUUCUACAUUUUAAUUGCUGACGACCCGCGCGCUUCGCCAACAUCUACAAAUGCAUUAUGUACUAUGAUGAUUAUUAUAUUGUAUACCCCGCGAAUCUCUCGGAACUUGCAUACCAUAUCAGCUGUGGAUACAAUGCAGUUUUACUACGCCCACUACGCCCCAACUUAACUCCGAAUCAAUCGAUCCUAUCGCAGAUCUUACAGUGGAUUAAUAUGCGUGCUAUAAACUAGCAAAAUAUUAUAAUUAUAAAGAGCGGCUAUUUGAUUGUAAUUGUAUAUGUAUAAAUAUUUGAAUAACAACCUUAUAUAACUAUUCCAAGUAUCAAAUACAGAUAUUUCAAAACUUCAA
This is a messenger RNA of Drosophila elegans, 1825 nucleotides long. RefSeq names its product CUE domain-containing protein 1. The record is from RefSeq and is a predicted model, not a curated record. The transcript is spliced from 2 exons. Gene Ontology annotation, molecular function: ubiquitin binding. Lineage: Eukaryota; Metazoa; Arthropoda; Insecta; Diptera; Drosophilidae. The coding region runs from base 47 to 934 and encodes 295 amino acids.